AUGGCCUCGGCCGGCGAUGUUCGCGACAUGCUGGAUCUGCCCGCUGAAGGACAGCCCAGGCCACACAAGAAGCAGAAGGUGGUUGAAAAGCGACCGGAGGGAAUCACCCGUGAAUUAUACGCGCUGCUUGGAGAACGAGCGCCUCCAAUCGCGAUCAACGAGAACAAAUACAAGGGCCGCCCGAAAUGGAUGAACAAGCUGCGUGUUCGGCCAUGGAGCAUGGCGCCUUUUACAAACAGCGCUCGGUCUGACGGCCUCGUGCUGAACCACUGGCAGAGAAAACAUGAAUCCGCCCGUCCGCCCGUCGCUGCCGCACCAGACGAAUCUCGUAUGGACGUGGAUCAACCAAAGGAAGAGGGGAAGGAUGAAACACCCAAACCUACAGAGCAUGAUUAUGCCUUCGCCAAGUACAACGUCAAACCGCGACUACCCCGCCGAUAUACAGACGAAGAAUAUGAUCGAAAUUUGAAGAAUGAUGGCUGGUCUCGUGAAGAAACGGACUAUCUGGUGGAUCUUGUCAGCGAAUACGACAUCCGCUGGGUGAUUAUUGCAGAUCGGUACGACUAUCAACCAAAAAUUGACACCGAGUCUGAAGAAAACGCCCUUGUGCCAGCCAAGCAGCAUCGGACAAUGGAGCAAAUGAAGGCGCGUUAUUAUUACGUCGCGGCAACCAUGCUUUCAAUAGAGCACCCGCCUUCGGAGAUGUCCGAGGCAGAGUUCGAAUUGCACGAAAAGAUGCUCAAGUUUGAUGCGAAUCGCGAACGCGAUCGCAAAGACUUGGCCGCUCUACAGAUCAAUCGCACCGCGGACGAGGUUCGUGAGGAAGCAAUGUUGCUGGAGGAGUUGAAGCGCAUUACAAGCAAUGAGCAGAACUUUAUCACCGAGCGUCGCGAACUCUACUCUCGCCUCGAGGUACCAAUUAGCGUUGGCAAUACCACCAUGUACCAGUCCAGCGCAGGUCUAUCCCAGCUCUUGCAAACCCUCCUCCAGGCCGACAAGAGCAAAAAGCGCCGCUCCAUCCUCGGCGAUGGAGCCGUCCCCAGCCCCGCGGGCCAGACUCCCAACGCAGCAGGUAGUACGGGCCGCGCAGAAACACCCGUCACACAAGCAGCAAACAACAAGAAGGGAUCCACCGCCUCAAAAGAAACCCACCAGGCCGUUCGCACUCUCACACCAGCAGAAGAGGCUCGUUACGGUGUCACACACCAUGAACGAGUCUCAGCAGGCGUGCAAUUCCGCAGCGACCGCGCCCAGCGCCUCACACAGGCCAAGUCCAAUGUCCAAACACAGAAGCUGGCCAACGCCCUCGCCGAACUCGAGAUCCCUGUGCGCCUUUUCAUGCCCACGGAGCGCGUAUGCAAAGACUUCGAAAAACUCAUCCAGUCCGUCAACAUGCUUCUCGAUGCACGGAAAGUAUCAGAGAAGGUGGAAAGCGAGAUUCGCGUCCUCGAGGCUGCCAAGUUUGAGCGUGAGCGUAAAGCAAGAGAGGCUGCUGGGCUCCCGGAUUUGCCUCGUCCAGAGGUAAAGACCGAGGCUGAAGAUGGCAAUACAGGCAUUUCGGCUUCUCAUCCAGGUGAUCCCCCUGCAGCUCCCGGCAGUUCCGUGCAGCCCGGGCAGGACCAACAGAAUGUUGCACGAGAAGCCAGCAAUGGAGGUGAUGGUAACCACAAGCGGUCUGCUAGUGUACUCAGUGCUACGAGCGAGAGUAACAAGCGACAGCGGAGAUAA
Messenger RNA from Penicillium salamii, 1728 nucleotides. NCBI's taxonomy places the organism in Eukaryota, Fungi, Ascomycota, Eurotiomycetes, Eurotiales, Aspergillaceae. The record is from the annotation of a GenBank genome assembly.